This is a messenger RNA of Prosopis cineraria, 426 nucleotides long. RefSeq lists its product as uncharacterized. Bases 53 to 391 code for a protein of 112 amino acids. The record is from RefSeq and is a predicted model, not a curated record. NCBI's taxonomy places the organism in Eukaryota, Viridiplantae, Streptophyta, Magnoliopsida, Fabales, Fabaceae. The transcript is spliced from 2 exons.
GUGGAUUCAGACCUCAUAAUUUUGCUACUGGAUAACUAAUUUUGAGGAGAGAAUGCUUAUUUUUCAAGAGGAGGGUGAUGAUGAAAAGAAGGAGGAUGAAGAUGAGGAAGAACACAAGCAGAAAGAAGGUAAUUUAUUGACGGAUGUUUUUGAAUGGCAUAGAAUUCCUUACCAUAAUCUAAUUGUAACGUUCGAUGAUACAAGUCUUGAUAGAAAUUGGCCAAGAUUCCAUCCAAGAAAUGCUAAAAUUGCUUGCAAGGAUAAAGAAGCUACGAGGUUUGUUUUAGAAUCUAACGCUGUGAAGCCACUUGCUAGCUCUAUUCUAGAUUUUUUAGACACUAGAAGGACCGAGGAUGUGUAUAUCCCUCGCUGCUUGAUCAUUAAAGAAUAAUACACUUGGCAGCACUGUUAUGUGUGAAAUCUAGA